AUGAACGGUUGUUGGUGCGUUUGUUUCUUGGGCUCCAGCAGCCAGGGACGCAGACCAGCAGCCAGGGACGCAGACCAGCAGCCAGGGACGCAGACCAGCAGCCAGGGACGCAGACCAGCAGCCAGGGACGCAGACCAGCAGCCAGGGACGCAGACCAGCAGCCAGGGACGCAGACCAGCAGCCAGGGACGCAGACCAGCAGCCAGGGACGCAGACCAGCAGCCACAGGGACGCAGACCAGCAGCCAGGGACGCAGACCAGCAGCCACAGGGACGCAGACCAGCAGCCAGGGACGCAGACCAGCAGCCAGGGACGCAGACCAGCAGCCACAGGGACGCAGACCAGCAACCACAGGGACGCAGACCAGCAGCCAGGGACCAUACUCUGCAGACCAGCAGCCAGGGACGCAGACCAGCAGCCACAGGGACGCAGACCAGCAGCCAGGGACGCAGACCAGCAGCCACAGGGACGCAGACCAGCAGCCAGGGACCAUACUCUCCAGACCAGCAGCCAGGGACCAUACUCUCCAGACCAGCAGCCAGGGACCAUACUCUGCAGACCAGCAGCCAGGGACGCAGACCAGCAGCCACAGGGACGCAGACCAGCAGCCAGGGACGCAGACCAGCAGCCACAGGGACGCAGACCAGCAGCCAGGGACCAUACUCUCCAGACCAGCAGCCAGGGACCAUACUCUCCAGACCAGCAGCCAGGGACCAUACUCUCCAGACCAGCAGCCAGGGACCAUACUCUCCAGACCAGCAGCCAGGGACGCAGACCAGCAGCCACAGGGACGCAGCCCAGCAGCCAGGGACGCAGACCAGCAGCCAGGGACCAUACUCUCCAGACCAGCAGCCAGGGACCAUACUCUCCAGACCAGCAGCCAGGGACCAUACUCUCCAGACCAGCAGCCAGGGACGCAGACCAGCAGCCAGGACGCAGACCAGCAGCCACAGGGACGCAGCCCAGCAGCCAGGGACGCAGACUAGCAGCCAGGGAGGCAGACCAGCAGCCAGGGAAGCAGACCAGCAACCAGGGAGGCAGACCAGCAGCCAGGGAGACAGACCAGCAGCCAGGGACGCAGACCAGCAGCCAGGGACGCAGACCAGCAGCCACAGGGACGCAGACCAGCAGCCAGGGACGCAGACCAGCAGCCGGGGACGCAGACCAGCAGCCAGGGACGCAGACCAGCAGCCAGAGAGGCAGACAAGCAGCCACAGGGACGCAGACCAGCAGCCACAGGGACGCAGACCAGCAGCCACAGGGACGCAGACCAGCUGCUCUACAGACCUCUCCCACCAUGCCCGGUACACGUCUUAAGACAGGUGGGGUGUGUGAGACAGUCACAGCGUCGUGUGCUCCAACAAAUCAGACAGACUAA
Procambarus clarkii (red swamp crayfish) is the source of this 1377-nucleotide messenger RNA. Lineage: Eukaryota; Metazoa; Arthropoda; Malacostraca; Decapoda; Cambaridae. The record is from RefSeq and is a predicted model, not a curated record.